AUGGCAUUAAUGGUAACACAUGGACAAGACUACGAUGUUACAGAUAUACAGUGUACAUUCGCAACAAAUCCGAUCAAUACAAAUACAAUAACAGCACCAACCGGUCGAGAUUCAAUAAUAGCACGUUUAAAGAAACCUGAAGGAUUUCGUGGUAAUCCAUUGUUUGCAGACGAUCGAAGUGUUGAUCCUGAAACGGAUUUACAAUGUCAAAUACGACCAGAUCCACAAGAUAGUACUGGAUUGACGUAUAACUUACGGAUAACAGAUUUUUCACGAUGUGGUGUUUUAAAACGAAACGGUUUCGUUCAUGUUCGAGUAUGGUUUCCACAAUUUCCUGGCGUUGUAAUGCAAUCUGAUCAAGAACUGAUUAUUAUGUGUAAGCCGCCUGAACCAACGGUAAUUGAAAAUAAAGCUGCAGGAUUCGCUGGUAGUUUCCCACAUGGUGCCAGAGUAUCGGGGGUUGUAGAAGAAACACCAGGUCGAUUAGAAUAUGAAGUGGCCUUAUACAAAGAAGCACCCGCCGCAAGACUUUCAAAUUCAACGAACGCAAUGGCUGGCGAGCUACCAGUGGAUCAAGCAGUUCCAAUUGGUACAAAACUACAAUUAAGGGCUCGUAUAAAUCCAGAAUCAGCUUGGAAAUAUGUGAAGUUAAUGGAAGUUACUGUGAGUCCUGAUCCAGACGAUCCACAUAUGCCAGGAAGUGUUGCCCUGGUGAAAGAAGGAUGUCGGAAUCGAGAUUUUGCAUCGAUAAUCCCACAUCAACCAGCUCGCUAUCGUGACAGACAUAAUGAAGUAUUUCUUGAUUUUGAAGCAUUCUUGUUAAGUACAAUGAAAGAACGUUCCACACUUUGGAUUCAUUCACAAAUUAAAGCAUGUAUGGAUGCUACCGAUUGUCAACCUGAUUUUUGUUUAGAUUUAUUUGAACCGUCUGGUCAUGGACGUAAAAGAAGAGAGUUGCCAAAAGUUCAAGAUAAAUCCGUAAAAACAUUGUUACAGCAAGAUUCGCAUAACAUAAAUGAUACUCAAUUUACAAAAAUUAAAGAAAAUUUAGAGUAUACUGUUCUUAUGCCGGGUGAUUUAUAUCAUCGAACACCAGUCACAGAAAACUCAUGUAGUACAUUUCUAGCAAUAUCCGGUGUUUUAGGUUGCUUACUAUUUUUAUCAGCUGCUAUUAUGUGUUGGCUAGCAUCGAGAUUACAUGUUGCCUUACUUUCAAAUACACCAACAAAAUCAAUCGAUCAACUUGUACGAGAACAUACGAGACACGAUAGUAUUGGAUACACGGGCCGAGCAAUGACUCAGUGACAUAAUAAAAAAACAGUGAAUAA
This is a messenger RNA of Chrysoperla carnea, 1328 nucleotides long. RefSeq lists its product as uncharacterized. The transcript has 6 exons. NCBI's taxonomy places the organism in Eukaryota, Metazoa, Arthropoda, Insecta, Neuroptera, Chrysopidae. Bases 1 to 1305 code for a protein of 434 amino acids. The record is from RefSeq and is a predicted model, not a curated record.